Molecule: messenger RNA, 1791 nt
Organism: Peniophora sp. CBMAI 1063
Lineage: Eukaryota; Fungi; Basidiomycota; Agaricomycetes; Russulales; Peniophoraceae
Source: the annotation of a GenBank genome assembly
AUGUUAUACACGAGCAUCACCAAUUCUCGUUUAGCCGUUCUCCGCCCACUCGAGAGGCCGCACCGGCCGUCUCAGAGCAUGUUUCAAGACAUGAGGGUAUAUAAACCUGCGCUGAGGAUGCACAAGUCACCAGUGUUCGUCGCCAUGUUCGCAGCGUCUGUCACAUUAGGCAUCGUCGCCGGUGCUGUAACCGGCGCUGUCGCUAGUCGAAUCCCAGACCGCACUCGCGUGCUCGCUCCGCGCUCCUCUUCAUCUGGCACUGGGCUAAAGACAUGGUCCAUCGCAUCAGCCUCAUCUGCAUCGGAUGGCUCGAUAGACAGCCUAAGCAACACCUUCGACAAUUGGUAUCUCGCGAACAUCACCAUCGGCGGGUCCGAGGUCACCGUUCAACUUGAUACGGGAUCUACGGAUCUCGUUCUUUUCUCAGAUCAACCCAUCGAUAUAAUCAACGUGAUACCAAACUCAUAUGUCAACGAUACAUACGGAACUGGUUGGUUUGACGGACCCAUUGCUACAGCAAAGCUCGAAUUCGGUGGAUACACCGUUGAAUCUCAGGCAUUCCUGAACGGUACAUCGGUUAACGAGUGGAACAUCGAGGUCAUGUUACCCUUAGGGAUCAGAGGGAUCAUGGGAAUCGCAGUCGACUCCGAAUCGACAUCGGGGAUCAUCUAUGAAUUGGACAACUUGUACGAGUCGCAGCCGGGAAAAGCAGAAGAGAUCGGCCGCAACGUGAUCGCCAACGUCUUCGAGCAAAAUGCCGGACUUGGCAAUUUCACAGUUGUGUCACUUGGCCGCACUGACGAUGGCGAAGGCACUGGGGAAGGUUCUUUGGCGAUCGGGGAAUACCCCGAGGGCCUUGAGAACCAGUUCGCCCAGACCAGUGCUGUAGAUGCUUUCACCCCUGGAGCUGCACGCUGGACCGUCCCCGUGGAUGCUAUGGCGGUGAACAGCAAGACGCUUGCUCUCGAAUCCGCGAUACAGGGAGCACCCUCUGGCAAAGCUAUAGCGCUCAUCGACACGGGAACAUCGAAGGCGAUGGUGUCUCAGGCAGUUCUGAGCGCGAUGUACAGCGGUAUUCCCGAUGCAUGGUACAGUACUGGGCUCGGUGUUUGGGUCGUCCCAUGCACAGCUGAUGCUCCUAAUAUCACGGUCACCAUCGGCGGUCGGGCAUACUACAUUCACCCCCUUGAUCUCACCGAUAUUCGAACUGCCCAAGAUUUCACCUUCUGCACGUCAAGCUUCAGCAUUCUCGGCUUCGACCAGAGCGCUUUCGACUUCAUAUUAGGCGACACUUUCAUGCGGAACGUUUACACAUACUUCUACUAUGGCGACUUUGACGAAACCGGGACCAUAGUCGAUUCUCCGUCCAUCAAACUGGUGACAUCAUCCCACGGCGUGGACGCAGACUACGCCGACUACUCGAUCCGUCGUCGGCAGAAUCUGGCAUCUUUUCCUCCUGAAGGUACCAAAGCGCAGAUACAGCAAGCAUUCCCCCAGACGGGACCCGGCAGCAGCGAGGCAUCCGUUUCUGAUGCUGCUGCGUCGCAAAGCGUCGACCCAUACCAAGCGUUCGUCGAUAAGCUUGACGGAUUCGCCCCCGUCGUCAUUGGCCUACUUGGCGCCAUACUUGUCGUCCUGUUGGGUCUUUUGGGUGUAGGCGUCGCGAUUUGCAUCCGACGAGGCCGAGUUGUAGGCGCUGGGCGUUCAGUAAACUACACGCCGGUGCCGAUACGCUUCAAGGAACCUGAAGGGGAGUACAAGGACGACGUAAACGUUCGGUAUAAUCAGUAA